Molecule: messenger RNA, 1416 nt
Organism: Prorocentrum cordatum
Lineage: Eukaryota; Dinophyceae; Prorocentrales; Prorocentraceae
Source: the annotation of a GenBank genome assembly
AGCCAUUUUGGCUCAAGCCAGGCUUGCCAAGAUGUCGCUGCGCAAUUCAUCUUUGCUCGGCAUGGCCCUCCUCGUGUCCCCGCGAUGCUGCCUGUGGGCUGCUGACGUGGCGCUAUCCUUCUGCCUCUGCAUCGCGGCUGGCUUCUCUUCGAUCCCAUAUCGUCUUUUACUGAUUGGUUUGCAACUUACGAUUCAUUCGUGUGCGGUGGCGGCUGCUGGACGGGAGUUUAAUUCAACAUGUGCUGCGAUUAUGUUUCUUCAUGGUCUUAUUCCUGCUCCCAUCUUUCGCCUGGCUAUGAUGGUCAACUCGGCUGCUGGUGCCGCGAAACAUUCACAGUGGUUCUGCUUCUUCCCAUCGUUUUGCCGGCGCCGCAGGCGGCAGAGAGGUGGGUAUGGUAAGUCGGUGGUGGACGUGCCAUCUUCUGAGCGCUCGGGACCAGGGCCCUGCAUUAUUAGCAUAUUCGACGCCCUUUCUCGUGGGCAGGGUUUGCCACCAGCAGUAUCCAAAUUCAACCCUUUGGUCACUGAAUUCGUGCCUCAGGAUGCUUGCAACGCUAAUGGCAACAAGUCGUUCUUGUCUUGUGCUGGUGAUUGUGGCAAGAUUGUGGCUCCUCGUUAUAAGUUUGCACGCCCUUGUCGUGUUUUGGCUGAGCCUGGCCCAGGCCCCUGCGGCAAGCAAGGCACCCACUUCUUGGGAUUCAGUUCGGCGUGCAGUGGGCACUCCCAUCACAUUACCGGGGACUCUUCUGUGCAACAGCUGAUCGACGCUCAGAACAGCACGAUUGCUUCGUUGAUCCAGGAGCUGGAGCAGCUGAGGAUGGUGGCCCUUCCUAAUAUCUCUUCUUCGGUGCUGCAGGCCUACGUGGCUGACAAAACUGCUGCAGUGUCGGCGCAGGUCACCCAGCUGCAAGCUGAACUCGCCAGAGCGGUCGAGGCUUCGCUCUGCCGUCGGCUGCCGCCCAAGCUCGAGGAGAUGAAGUCACACAUUCUGGACGCUGCCAGCCUAUCUUUGCAGUCUCCUUUGGACACUCUGAAGCAGGAGCUGACCGACAGUUCCACGACUCAUCAGCGAUCUCUGGGAGACCAAUGUUUGUCAGCUGUGAGUGCCCCAAGGCGGCCUCCAAAGGGCCCUUGACCGCCCAGGAGGCACCCCACGAGACCACCAGUACGGCCCUAGAUGCCCCCCCAAGAGUCUCCACAAUUCUGCCAUUCUCUCCUCUCUUCUCCUCGCGGUCGCGGCAUUGCGCCUCCGCUGCAUUUUCGUCAUCGCCAUGUGCUAUAACGAGCUGGCGCGUAGCUUUGUUGCACGAGCUGUGAGGGGCAGAGCGGCAUGCACCCGGAAAUAGCAGGGGGCACCAUUCUCUCGCACUGCAGACAUUACUUGCUGCACGUUAUGUCUCCAUUCGUCGAGAACAA